This is a messenger RNA of Dendrobium catenatum, 603 nucleotides long. Its product is annotated as zinc-finger homeodomain protein 11-like. The coding region runs from base 1 to 603 and encodes 200 amino acids. Gene Ontology annotation, cellular component: nucleus. The transcript has 2 exons. The record is from RefSeq and is a predicted model, not a curated record. Gene Ontology annotation, molecular function: transcription cis-regulatory region binding; DNA-binding transcription factor activity. Gene Ontology annotation, biological process: regulation of DNA-templated transcription; regulation of developmental process. NCBI's taxonomy places the organism in Eukaryota, Viridiplantae, Streptophyta, Magnoliopsida, Asparagales, Orchidaceae.
AUGAGCAAAAGAAGUUACCGUGAAUUGCCCUGGAAACUCUACGGCGAGUGCAUGCGAAACCACGCCGCCGCCCUCGGAGCCUACGCUUCCGACGGCUGCGGUGAGUUCGCCGCCGACGACAUCUCUCUCCCUGCCACCUACUUUUGCUCCGCCUGCGGCUGCCACCGCAAUUUCCACCGCAAGCUCUUCGACACCUCUGGGUACUCCUCCCACUUCCCACCGGAAACCGCUGCUGUGGCGGUAUCCGAUAACCGCUCCGACGGCCGGCGAAGAUCGAGGACUAAGUUCACUGCCGAACAGAAGGCUCAAAUGAAGAGCUUUGCUGAACGGCUCGGGUGGCGAAUGCCGAAGCGGCCUGAGGCGGAGGAAGAAUUAGAGGUUGAAAGAUUCUGUAAUGAGAUUGGGGUUAGCCGCCAUGUGUUUAGAGUAUGGAUGCAUAAUCACAAGGGCGGUGGUGGUGGCUGCGGCGCAGGAGGGGUGGCGGCGCCGGCAAACUCUUCCUCGGCGACAAAUAAUUCUGACGGGGUUGUGGUUGGCGGCGGCGGCGGCGCUGGAGAAAGCGAGGAGCGGGAUGGAGAUAGAAAGAGUACUACAGCUGUUUGA